GAGCAACAAACAAACUUUUAUUAGUCACAGAAGGCCACUUUGAAAUCUGAUCUUCACAAGUGGGCUUUUUUUUUUGUACAGUUGGAUUUCAUUAAAGCACACCCCUUAUGACAAGGAGUUGAGCACUGUAGGCUCGGAGAACACAAUCCCUGCCAAUUCUUCCUUCAUCCUCCACUAAAGAAAAAAUUGGAUUUAAGCUUGCGAUGAUGUCCUCCAGGAUUUUCAUUUCUCAGUGGUUGAUAUGGUGUUUGGCUCUUUUCAUCACCAUUACUAUCAUUAAUGGUCAACGGUUGAAGCAAGCAAAAUCACCUAUGUUGCGCAACAAACCAUUUAUUGCUAUCUGGAAUGCACCCACGCAGCAAUGUAAACAGAGAUAUAAAAUUGACCUGGAUCUCAGCAUCUUUGACAUAGUUGCAAAUCCAAAUGAAACCUUGAGUGGUCAGAAUGUCACAAUAUUUUAUCAUACCCAUCUGGGGUACUACCCAUAUGUCACUGAUGAUGGAAUAUCUGUUCAUGGUGGGGUGCCGCAAAAUCAAAGUCUGGCGCAACAUCUCAGUAAAGCUAAAGAAGAUAUUGUCAAAUUUGUACCAAAUAAAGAUUUCCAAGGCUUGGCAGUCAUAGAUUGGGAAAACUGGAGGCCCCUGUGGGAUAGAAACUGGGACAAGAAAAACAUCUACAGAACUAAGUCAAUUGAGCUGGUAAAGAUGCAACAUCCAGACUGGCCUACCAAUUUAUUACAGAAACAAGCCAAAGAAGAAUUUACUGUUGCUGCGAAGAAUAUUAUGAGCGAGACGGUUCUUCUGGCUCAGGAAAUUAGAUCUAAUGGCCUUUGGGGUUAUUAUCUGUUUCCAGAUUGCUACAAUCAUGAUUAUAAGCAGCAUCCUGAUACCUAUACAGGACAAUGUCCAGAUGUUGACGUAAAGCGCAAUGAUAACCUGUGGUGGAUGUGGAAAUACAGCACUGCUCUUUUCCCUUCCAUAUAUCUAGAUAGUGUUCUAAAAUCAACAAAAAAUGCACAAAAAUUUGUUCAUCAUCGUUUAAGAGAAUCAACACGUGUUGCUGCAAUGUCAGGUAGACGCUAUGUAUUGCCAGUUUAUGCAUAUGCAAGACCUUUUUACUCAUAUACUCUUAAUCCAUUGUCAGAGAUCGACUUAAUUAACACAAUUGGAGAAAGUGCAGCAUUAGGAGUAGCUGGAAUAGUGCUGUGGGGAGGCAGUGAUUAUUCAAGUACACCGGAAAGCUGCAACAAAGUGAAGAACUUCAUUGAUGGAGAUUUUGGACACUACAUCGUCAAUGUAACUUCUGCUGCUAAACUUUGUAGCAUGGUUGUAUGUGGAAACAAUGGGAGGUGUGUAAGAAAGAAACAGAAUUCAGCAACAUAUUUACAUUUGAAUCCAAACAAUUUUAAAAUAAAAUCCCAUUUUAAUGGUAAAGGGCAUUAUGUAACUGGUCACCAUGGAAAAGAAGAUGUCUUGUACAUGAAGCGUAAAUUUGAGUGUCAGUGCUAUGAAGGUUGGACUGGGAUGUUCUGUGAAAUACCAGACUCGGAUGAUUUAAAAACAAGGGCAGUCAAUUUCAAUAAUGGUUCAGCUAUAUUGUCAACAUCUUUUUACCUUGUGCUUUUUCUUCUUUUUAAUAUCGGUGUUUUAAUACCAAUUUAUGCAUAAUUUACAAUUGGAAUGCUCCAAGAGAACACAACAAAAAUCUACAUAAGAUCUGAACAGAUCCAAGGAUAACCAUGUCUUGCAUGUUAACUGUGCGUCGCAAAUGCACUGAACAUCAUUUAGCAAGUGAAUCCCAACAUACAUGAGAAUAUAAGGAUCAACCAGAACUACUGAGCCAAGCUAACGUUAAACAGUUUGCUUACUGCUUACAUGAAUAUGACAAGACACAUAUUACUACAAAGUGAUGUUCAUAUGUAGUUCCUACAAGGCUUGUGCUCUCCAGCAGUAUUUUUAUCUCUAUAUCCACCUCCCUUGGAGUAUUCUUUUUAGGUAUUCCCACACAUCUUAAAUAGGAACCGCAGUCUGUUCAUAUAAUUUGUAAUAACAACAUCUUCUGAAGCUUCCCUCCAACCACUUUGCAUAUUAUUUUAUACAUACCUGUGAUCCUUAUUUGCCAAAUAUGCUGCAC
Messenger RNA from Rana temporaria (common frog), 2133 nucleotides. Its product is annotated as hyaluronidase-like. The coding region runs from base 204 to 1667 and encodes 487 amino acids. Gene Ontology annotation, biological process: hyaluronan catabolic process; carbohydrate metabolic process. The record is from RefSeq and is a predicted model, not a curated record. NCBI's taxonomy places the organism in Eukaryota, Metazoa, Chordata, Amphibia, Anura, Ranidae. The transcript has 4 exons. Gene Ontology annotation, molecular function: hyalurononglucosaminidase activity.